This is a messenger RNA of Myxocyprinus asiaticus (Chinese sucker), 2853 nucleotides long. Its product is annotated as protein phosphatase 1B-like. Gene Ontology annotation, cellular component: nucleus; cytosol. Gene Ontology annotation, molecular function: magnesium ion binding; manganese ion binding; protein serine/threonine phosphatase activity. Bases 453 to 1625 code for a protein of 390 amino acids. The record is from RefSeq and is a predicted model, not a curated record. The transcript has 7 exons. Gene Ontology annotation, biological process: protein dephosphorylation; negative regulation of canonical NF-kappaB signal transduction; positive regulation of canonical Wnt signaling pathway. Lineage: Eukaryota; Metazoa; Chordata; Actinopteri; Cypriniformes; Catostomidae.
GCGCGCGGCCGUCAAUGGCAAUGAGUUGUGCACGUCACCUGUCUCUAAUAUGUAGCUAGAAACGCAAACACGGCUCGAAAUUCUCCUCAGAUUCGGCCUUUUUACCCAACAAUCGGAUCUCACUUAUCUUUUCAUUGAGCCGAAGUGAAACGGGAUGUCAGAAAUGUUCGCUCAAGCUCGCAAACCCAACCGAGAGCCAUUGAGGGCAGAAGUGACCGUGUGAAUUAAACGGCAUUAGCUAGCCAGAUAGCUGGGGUUACCUUCGAAACGAGCUAAUAUCAUCCACGGUCAAAAUAUUUAGAUGUUCAGUGAGUGGCUUCUGGAUAAGAAAGCCAAAUACAACAGUCGCCUGGAACGUGGCGUCUUCUGGAGGACAAAUUUCAACCUGAGAAACAGAAAAGUGGUCUGAGACCCUAUCACAAAGUGGACAAAAACAGACAGUGGCCUGAGCCAUGGGGGCGUUUUUGGACAAGCCCAAAACGGAGAAGCACAAUGCUCAUGGGGAAGGGAACGGCCUGCGUUUUGGCCUCAGCAGCAUGCAGGGCUGGAGAGUGGAGAUGGAGGAUGCACACACUGCAGCUGUAGGCCUGCCACAUGGUCUGGAUGACUGGUCCUUCUUCGCGGUCUACGACGGUCAUGCCGGCUCAAGUGUUGCUAACUACUGCUCCAAGCACCUGUUGGAACAUAUCGUUGCCGCGGGGUCGGCAGAUGAACUACGGAGGGCUGGAGCUUCAGCACCCGAAAUGCCAACAAUAGAGGCAGUGAAGAGGGGAAUCCGCACCGGCUUCCUGAGAAUUGACGAGCACAUGCGCAGCUUCACGGAUCUGCGGAAUGGUAUGGACCGCAGCGGCUCCACCGCAGUAGCUGUGCUGCUUUCUCCAGAACAUCUGUAUUUCAUUAACUGUGGGGACUCACGGGCCCUUCUCUGCCGCAACGCGCAUGUCUGCUUCUCCACAAUGGACCACAAGCCCUGCGACCCACGGGAGAAGGAACGCAUCCAGAACGCUGGUGGCUCGGUGAUGAUUCAGCGGGUGAAUGGGUCGCUGGCUGUAUCCAGAGCACUAGGUGAUUAUGACUACAAGUGUGUGGAGGGCAAAGGCCCUACAGAGCAGCUUGUGUCACCAGAGCCUGAAGUAUUCGAGAUUGCUCGGUCAGACACGGAGGAUGAAUUUGUGGUGCUGGCAUGCGAUGGUAUCUGGGAUGUGAUGAGCAAUGAGGAGCUGUGUGCCUUUGUGCGAUCAAGGCUGGAGGUGAACGAUGACCUGGAGAGAGUGUGCAAUGAGGUUGUUGAUACUUGUCUACAUAAGGGAAGUCGAGAUAAUAUGAGUAUUGUAUUAGUCUGUUUGCAAAGUGCACCCCAGGUGUCAGAGGAGGCGGUAAAGAGAGAUGCUGAUUUGGACAAGUACCUUGAGUCACAUGUAGAAGAAAUCAUGGAGAAAGCAGGGGAAGAAUGCGUGCCUGAGCUGGCACAUGUAAUGAGCAGCCUUUCCCAAGAGAGUAUCCCUAACCUCCCACCAGGGGGUGGCCUUGCCAGCAAGCACAGUGUUAUUGAAGCAGUGUACAACCGGUUGAACCCCCAAAGAGAAGAGGAUGGUAGUGGUGCUGACCUUGAGGACCCAUGGUAGUUGUCGCACCUAAGGGAAGAGCCCUUUUCUGCACAAGCCCUUGGUCAUGUUUCUUCCGUUCCAAUGAAACCAAGAGACUCAACGGACAGUCUUUCGAGAGUCACAACACAAUGGACAAACAGUACAACCAAAAGCAUAACAAACACUUUUUUGCCAGUACAUGAGGGAAAGAAUAGAGUUCCAGUUUUAAAAACUCACAACAUGAAUAACAAAAUACACAUCAUACAAUAAAAAAAAAUGUUCUUGCUUUUUUCGUGGUGGCUGUGGGUGUUCAUUUUGAAACCGAGGAUGUUAUUUUGCGUGAUGGACCCAUGUACGUGCUGUGGUGCCUUUUCCAUAUGGCUGCUAAUUAGAAUGACUUUUGCCCUGAGCCCAGGAUACAAUGCAUAAACUUGGCCAUGUAAGACCAUUGCAGCCCCUGGUACAGGGAUACGGAUCAUCACUGGGUUUAAUUAAGGACAUUUUUGACUCAUGAAUGCAUGUGGAACAUGUUUUAAAGAUUUGCUUGAAGCUUGUUGGCUUUUUGCACCUUUCUCCCCAGCCCCAUGUGCUGACAGACCUUUAGGUGAAACCUUGGACUGAACUCUGCUUCAUUUUGCAGGUGAUCACUUGAUUGGUUUUCAAAAGCUUUUUAAUCCUGCUGUUUCAGAGAAUAUAGAAUAUAUAAAGAUAAAUAUAUAUAAAUUCAUACACAUAUAUAUUUUUUAUUUUUCCCAAGUUAGAUGUUCUUUGUGGCAUAACGUUUGAGAAGCAGUAGAGUUUUGUUGGUGGUGACCGAUGAGUGUGCCACAUUGUGUGAAUUUUAGACACACUGAGAUUGUUCAAGUUAUGUACUUGUGUAACCCAGCCGCCCAGGAAUUGUUGGUGUUUUUGGCUAAAAGGGAUUGUAACUGCCCACCAAAGCAACGCAGCUUUUCUCAGCUCCCCUAUGUAUUAUAUCUCUCAAUCAACUCUCAUUAUCAGCCUUCACUUUCACAAAGCAGAUUUUAACUUGCAGCAAACUGCCUUUUUUUUUCUUCAGAGUAUAUUGUAAAGUGGUGUUUUUGUUUUGGUUAGCUGAACAUGAGAAUACAAGUGUUCAUGAAUUUAAGGAUUAUUUUCUGAUUCAUCAUACAAGUGUAAUGUUGGUUUUGCUCAAAUAUAUUUUCAGCAGUCAAUGAUGAUACUCAAUGGCCUCGACACUUGAAAGGUGACAUUGAGCAGAACAAUAAAGACAAAGAAAAAAGCA